UUGUCCAACAUUGACGUCAGUGUUUCCGGUAAUUGGCAGUGUCACGUGACCAGUUCCCGUGGCAACAGCUCAAUUGGCAUGGAGAUCGUGGUUCUGGAGACAUCUGCUGUGUACUGCUCGGCCGAGAGGAUCAGCACUAACAAGGGAGACUUCAGGUGGCUGAAGACAUUGGCUGGAUUCAUGGCCUUCCUUCCAUGUGCAGUACCCAGCUAUAGCUCCACCCCUCAGGAGAAGAGGGCGUGGCGCAGGUGUGACCGCACGGGCCAUUGGACAGAGCACGAUUACAACCAGUGUUCUUACGCCAGCGAGUUAACCCGCAGCCUACAUCAACUCACACAGAUACCAGUGAACGUUUCAAACGCUCUGACUUUAGCGCAGCAGAUCUCCUCUUUCACCAGCAGGGCGGCGCUCUUUGGAGACAUGAUGGAUGUCAUAUUUGUCACACACCUCGUUGAAAGAAUCACACGUCUGGUGGAUCAUCUCAGAGAGUUGAGCGAUCACGUGUUGGAUAUUGCCAGUAAUAUGAUGCGGGUGGAUGAACACGUCCUGUGGAUGGCUCAGAAGGAAGCUCGCGCCUGCACACGUAUCGUUCAGUGUGUGGAACGGCUCACUGAGUUCACGCUCAACACAAACACAUCGGUCAUGUCAAAGGUCUCUCCUAACAUUGCCCUAGAGGCUUUUAUGAUCCGACCGGCUGGUGUCAUGGGUUUAUUGUGCACUGUAGUUCAGCGCUCGCCUCUAUCGCCCCCUGUGUCUGACAGCGAGGGUACAGGUCGGAUCGGGUUAGAACAGAACACUCUGUUAAACUUCAGAUGUCACACGGUCAACGUCUCAGGAUCACCCAUGGCUCAGCUCAGUCAGAACACACUGGCCAUCGCCUCCAUUCAGUUGCCGCUGCCUGUGGAUAACUGCACCUGUAAACUGCAGCUCAUCGUCUUUCGCAAUGGAAAGCUCUUUCCGUGCACGGGCAAUUCGUCAAAUCUUGCGGAUGAUGGCAAGCGCAGAAGCGUUUCCACACCAGUUGCGUUCACCAAAUUAGAUGGGUGUAGCCCCGUGCAGCCCGUUACCGUCGCUCUCCGACACUUCUCGGUGGGUGUAGACCCCAUCGCAGCACACUGGGAUUUUGACCUGCUGGAUGGACACGGCGGCUGGAGGGCGGACGGGUGCCACAUAACGGGCUCCGGACACAACACGACCAGCGUCCGCUGCGCACAGCAGCACAGCAUCAUCGCCGUGCUCAUGGAUCUGAAGAAGGUGUUGUCCUUCCCUCCGUACCCUGGAGAUUACCUGCACCCGGUGGUGUACGCCUGCACGGCCGUCAUGCUCCUCUGUCUGUUCGCCUCCAUCAUCACCUACAUAGUGCACCACAGCACAAUCCGGAUCAGUCAGAAAGGAUGGCACAUACUCCUGAAUUUCUGCUUCCACGCGGCUCUGACAUUCUCUGUGUUUGCUGGAGGCAUCAACAGAAUCAAGUAUCCCAUCAUCUGCCAGGCCGUGGGUGUGGUGCUGCAUUACUCUUCUCUGUCCAGUAUGCUCUGGUUGGGUGCGACAGCAUGCAACAUUUACCAGCAGGUGACAAAAAAAGUGCAGCAGCCUCAGGACGGAGACGUUCCUCCCUCUCAGCCGGCAAGAUCACCCAUGCUGAGGUUGUAUUUCGUGAGUGGAGGAGUUCCCGUCAUCAUCUGUGGAAUCACAGCGGCCAUCAACAUUGAGAACUACGGCAGCGGAGAGCAGACACCAUUUUGUUGGAUGGCGUGGGAGCCCAGUCUGGGUGCGUUCUACGGCCCCGUCGCCUUCAUCGUCCUGGUGAUCUGCGUUUAUUUCCUCUGCACCUUCAUCCAGCUACGCAAACACCCCGAGAGAAAGUACGAGCUGAAGGCCGUUACUGAGGAACAGCAGCGAUUGGCCGACAUUCCACACUGUCACCACCAGGGGGAGCCGGACACCCCAGGAGAUGAUGGCGGGCGCUGUCACGGAGGCUGUCCUGGACUCAUUAACCCCUCGCUGUUAGCCAAUGAGCACUCCUUCAAAACCCAGCUGCGGAGCGCCGCCUUCACGCUCUUUCUGUUCACGGCCACGUGGACGUUCGGCGCUCUGGCCGUAUCGCAGGGUCACUUUCUGGAUAUGAUCUUCAGCUGUCUGUACGGGGCGUUUUCAGUCACGCUUGGCUUAUUCGUUCUCAUCCACCACUGCGCCAAACGCGACGACGUGUGGCACUGCUGGUGUGCCUGUUGCCCCGGGAGACAACCCAAGGCUUGCCAGGGUCAUGGACACGCCCACGGACGUCCCAAAGUCAACGUUAAUGGUGAAGCCCACAGUCACUGUUGUGCGGAUUCGGCGUGUCCGGGGAAAUCCAUUCUGAGCCGCUCGCGGUGCCGCGGUGCCGCCGGACUCUGUAAACAGAGCGGACAGAAUCACGUAACCUGCCUGACGCCGGUCUCUCCGUGCUGUGCCACCCUGCACACACAACAGCUGCUGGAGGACGAGGCCACGGCACACGUGCUGCUUCACGCCGACCCGGAGGGAUACCGGCAUGCCCUGCACCUCCAUCGCUGUCUGAAGCCGCCCAGGACUAAAGCCAGACACCAGGGCAGGGAGUUGUCCUUCCGUAUCCCUGCCAGCACUGACGGAGGCAGCGCUCGCAGCUCCCGCACCAACAGCCCGCACGAGCCCUGCCACCUGGUGCAUGAAGGGCACCGCGUUUGCCACCGCGAGGCUCCCAUUUGCCACGCCGCGCUGUGCCAUCACCACAUCUGCUGCGCCAAAGACGAGCUUCUGGGUCCGGCCCUUUGCCAGGCCGAGACCGGCGAGACCGGCGCCUUCCUCUGCAGCUGCGGGAAGAUGGCGGAGGAUGAUGCAGCGACGGCACGCAUAGAACUGCAUCCUCGCAGACAAUCCUUCCCUCAGAAUCUGCCCAACCAGAACGGCAUUCUGAAGGGAGGAGCGCACGAGGGACUUCUCUACCCCGCUGACACCACCGGGAAUAUACGCACCGGACCCUGGAGAAAUGAAACUACCGUGUAGUUUACUGCAAUGACUCUAGGAAUUCAAAAUGGAACUUUUCAAGCGAUUUUUAGCACCGUCACAACAGUUCAUGAGCUCUUCGAUGUACACGAUCUUAAGACAGUGUGAGCACGCGCUCGCUGGCCACGUGCACACUGGGCUACAGAUGGUGACGUGUCAGCUGACAUGAGAUCAGAAUCAUCAUUCUGGAGAUUCAUUUCAGUGGUGUGCACACGGCUGGUGUGUUUGUACACGUGUCAUUGCAGUUAAAAAACAUUGUCACAGCGUGUGUGUGUGUGUGUGUGUGUGAAGGAUGAGUGUAUGCACUCAUGUUUAUGUGCUGAAAAUAAGUAUUUCAAAGGAUUUUGCCAUAUAUUUAUUUUUAUAGGCGUAUUUCACGGUCCCACAAAUGUCCAAAUCAUUUUUACAUAGUGAAAGGAAACAUUCAGAAAAAAUCACCAGCAAUCUUAAUCAUCCGUGGCUGAACAUGAACUUCAUAUAUACUGUGAAACCAACUAGCCAAAACUUAGUAACGCACACGAAAAAGUCUUGCUUCUGUCUGACCUGCGUGUGAUGAAAACAAGCAAAACUCUGCUCUGAAAUCUAGCAAGCUGCCAACAUUUCUUCAUUGUUUCCCGAAUAAGACGAGGAAAAUGACUCAUGGAGUAACUCAUUAUGACACCAUUUAACUUUUCUCCAUUUUUAUUAUAAAGGGGUCAUAUGACACGGCUAAAAGGAAUAUUAUGGUUUGUUUUAGAUGUAAUGUAAUGUGUAAACAGGAUUUAAGGUUGAUAAACGCUGUAUUUUCCACACACCGUGCAUGUUUGUAUCUCCUCUUUGCUCCGCCUCUCUGAAACACGCAGAUUCUUUACAAAGCUCAUGGCUCUGAAAAGCGAGGUGUGCUGUGAUUGGCCAGUUCACCAGUGUGUAGUGAUUGGUGGAACACUGCAAGCGUGUGAGGGAAAUGUGACGCCUCUGACCAUAUUUGGAACAUCAGGUUCCUCUUCAGUUGUGCUGACAGGUACGCCCACCUUACUUGCGUCUACAUUUGGGCGGUCUCAGUCAAAUCAGACCACCAACUGAUGUAGAUUUGUGGGGGUGUGGCUACACGAGGUGUUUCAGGCAGGUCUGGGUGAGCAUUCGCUUUUACAUAGAAUGACUCUUUUGUUCCCACACUUUCAUUUCUGCAAUUAUACACGUCUAAUACAUGCAUGAGCGACUUAUAACACACCAAAGACACAGAAAAGCACGUGUUCGUGAUGUAUGACCCCUUUAAAACAUUAAAAUCCAAAUUAUUGAAAUAUUUAUUUCUAUUCAAUAUUGCACAUUGUUUGUUUGUUUGUUUUUAAAGCACAGUUUAUAUAACCGGGGUUGCCCAAAGUGCUGUACAAGCAAAUGACAUAAAAUGAGAACAGGAAUAGAAUCAAAACCAAACAAAUAGAAAUCAGACCAAAGGACACAAACAAUAAAGAGAGGGGACUUUAAAAAAGUUAAAGCUAAUUAAAAGCGCCAGAUAAUAAAUGAGCUUUCAGCAUAGAUUUAAAUUUUUGAAAUGGUCUGAGCACGAUCUCCCUAAAGUUAUUAUCAUAGUAAUGAAAGUGCACGUUCACUUAUACCACAGCGUGUGAUUUAAAUGCUUCUGUUGAGUUUUCCUUGGGCCGUUUCUUUAAUGAUGUUUUGUGUGUUGAGGCGGGAGACAGCGAGGCAGCUCACUAGAUUGUCAGAACAGAGCGGCAGUGUGUCUCUAGUUGUUCUGUUACAGAUGUGUGUUGUUUCUACCGUAUGGACAAUCAUCCUCAUCAUUGUGUUCACUGAUACUAGCAGGACAAAAUGAGAAUAAUGUGAUUGUGAUUCACUGUUGUAGAGAGACAGAUCUGUUUGACAUCACAUGCUGAUCCAGAAAAACUCGUCCUCGCUCAAUAAAACAACGGACUUUGACCACAAGACUUAACGUUUCAUCCAUCCAAAAUAACAUCACAGUAAUGAAUUUCACAAAAUGUCUGUCUCACAUUUCACCCCACAAUGAAAGAAAAUAUGAAAAUAUAUUUGGUUGCAUUGUGUCUUGAAGUUGAAGUAUUUACAGUGUAAUAGUGUCAUUUGUUUUACUUUGAGGUCAUUAAAAAGUAUAAAACCGUAUCGCAUUAAAUUUGAGUAUUUAUUAAAUACUGAUCACUAAUAUGUCACAAUGCAAAGAAUCUUUAUGGUCCUUAGAAAACAGACCAUAAUAAAACAAGUUCUUUGAUUACGGGGCAAAUGCGACCAGUACAUGUUUUUGUGAGAUUCAUCUGUAGCUUUCACUCUUAAAAAGGAUCCUGAAAGGUGUAUUUGUCGGACUUUAUGGUUGCGUGACUUUUUGUGACACAACAGGUUUCUUGUAAGUUUUAAAGUUUUAACAGACCUAAAAUUGGAAGAGAAAUGGUUCCUUGUUCUUCUGUGCCAUCACUGGGAAGAAAUCGUUUCAGCGUCUUUGUUUUGAAGAGUGUUUCUCAAUUUGACAUUUUCAGUAAACUCAGAUGGAAACGUUUCCUCUGGUGAAAAGCAGAAAGUCAAAGCGGAGCUGGACAGAAAUGAGACUUGAUUGUCAUCAUUUCUCUUGAGGGUCUCGUUCUGAUGAGACGUUGUGCUUUUGGAUCAUGUUAACGGUGACGCCCAUCAGCUGUUUGCUCACGGAUGUGUUCUCAUGCGCCACAGAUUAAGAUGAAUAAUAACGUGUGAAGAUAUUUAAACGAAGAGAUAUUGAAGAUGGGAGGUUUUUAUGAAGCCAGUUUAAUGCUCAGUAUCUGAGUUGAAGUGUUUUAUGUUUGUUUUAAUGCAUUUGUUUGUAUCUCUGGAUUUACACUGUGAGGUUUGUUGUCAUUGCUGGAGGAUGAAACAAUUAUAACUCACUUCUGGAUAAAUAUAUCCCAGUUCUUUAUUUUCUCUUCAUGACACACUUUUACGAGAAUCAUCAAGCCGAUUCAAUCUUUAUGUCAGAGAAGAGGAGAUGCUCUGUAACUGUAGAAUGUGAUGUGGGUGAGUAUAGAGUUUAUAACUCCAUCCAGUUCUAUUCUAAAGUCUGUUAGGAUUCAAGACGGAGUUUAUUUUUAAUGGGACGAUUCUGUAAUAUAUAUAUAUAUGCUUAUAAAUCAGAAUUCCACGCAGGUGUCUAAUUCAACUCGUGUUAAUGAUGAAUUCUUAUUUUUUAAAUGUGUGACUGUCCCUUUAAGACACUGUAAUACACAUCAGUGAGUUGAGUGGGUGGGUGUUUAUUCAGUACACUGUGCACACAGUCUGUGGGUGAUGUGUGUGAUGACAACAUGCACCUCUCUCUAUACAUCACCAUAAAUAAAUGUAUUUUUCCAGCAGAGAGUUCAGCAGCCGUUUGUGUGCGUGCGUGAGUCUCUGCGGGAGAUCAUGAUAAUGUUGCUAUCGGCUCACAGUGUGAUUUCUAUUGGUUUUAUGUCUGUAUCUUGUGCGUCAGACUCAAAUCAAGAUUCAAAGAAGCUUUAUUGGCAUGAUAAAACA
Messenger RNA from Triplophysa rosa, 6507 nucleotides. Its product is annotated as adhesion G protein-coupled receptor A1. The transcript has 12 exons. The coding region runs from base 79 to 3024 and encodes 981 amino acids. Gene Ontology annotation, biological process: cell surface receptor signaling pathway; G protein-coupled receptor signaling pathway. Lineage: Eukaryota; Metazoa; Chordata; Actinopteri; Cypriniformes; Nemacheilidae. Gene Ontology annotation, cellular component: glutamatergic synapse; postsynaptic density; plasma membrane. Gene Ontology annotation, molecular function: G protein-coupled receptor activity. The record is from RefSeq and is a predicted model, not a curated record.